This is a messenger RNA of Nymphalis io (European peacock), 3226 nucleotides long. RefSeq names its product isoleucine--tRNA ligase, mitochondrial (gene IleRS-m). Lineage: Eukaryota; Metazoa; Arthropoda; Insecta; Lepidoptera; Nymphalidae. Gene Ontology annotation, molecular function: aminoacyl-tRNA deacylase activity; ATP binding; tRNA binding. Gene Ontology annotation, biological process: isoleucyl-tRNA aminoacylation. The coding region runs from base 13 to 2859 and encodes 948 amino acids. The record is from RefSeq and is a predicted model, not a curated record. Gene Ontology annotation, cellular component: cytosol. The transcript has 12 exons.
CACAACCUUAAAAUGCUUGUGAAUAGGAAUUUUAAAAUUUUACACUCAAACUAUCAAAAAAUAAACUCCAAAUGGACCUGUAUAAUAUGUAUAAGAACAAAAAGUUCAGCGAAACCGAACACAAAAACUUACUCCAAUACAAUAUUGUUUCCUAAAACAGAUUUUCCGGCUAGAUCCUCGGUGGAUAAAGAUGAAAUACAAAAGAAAGCUAAGUUUUCACAACUUUACAACUGGCAGAGGGAGCAUCUGAAUGGACCAGAAUUUGUUUUGCAUGAUGGUCCACCAUAUGCUAAUGGUGACUUACACAUGGGCCAUGCUGUUAACAAAAUAAUAAAAGACAUAAACAACAGAAGUCAAAUCCUUCAAGGAAAUAAGGUUCAUUAUAUUCCUGGCUGGGAUUGCCAUGGCCUACCUAUAGAAUUUAAGGCCUUAAAAACGAAAAAGACACAGGAUAACGAACCUUCUGACCCUGUACAUAUAAGACAAAUUGCCAGAACAUUUGCUUUGGGAACUGUUGAACGACAGAAAGCAGCGUUCGAAAGUUGGGGUGUUAUGGCUGAUUGGGAUGAACAAUGCUACUUGACUUUGAAUAAAAAUUAUGUACAAAACCAAUUGAGACAGUUUUACAAUAUGUAUAAGUCUGGUUUGAUUUACCGAGCUCUAAAACCAGUUUAUUGGUCACCUUCCUCCAAAACAGCGUUAGCUGAAGCUGAGUUGGAAUAUGACCCACAAUUCAAAAGUAAAGAGGUCUAUAUUAAGUUUGGAAUGGAUAAACUGCCAGAAGCAGCAAAAACUGUUGUGGGUGGGAAGCCUAUAUCAGCAUUAAUCUGGACAACCACACCUUGGACUCUCGUAGCGAACAAAGCAAUUGCCUAUAAUCCUAACAUGAUGUACUGUGUGGUCACCUUAUCCACAAGAGCUGAACAGUUCCUGGUAGCCAAAGAUCAGAUUGAAGAGUUGAAGAUGGUUCUCAGGAGUGAGAUUGAAGUAUUAGUGGAGUUUGAAGGCAAAUUACUCGGAAACUGUACAUACAGAAGCGGAUUGACUAACGAAAUAUUACCAUUCCUGGAAGCGGGUCACGUUACGAAGGGUAAAGGUACUGGUUUGGUUCACACUGCGCCUGCGCACGGACCUGAUGACUUUCUCGUAGCCUUGAAGAAUAAUAUGACUGUCGAAUGUAACGUUGAUGAGUUGGGCCGUUACACCAACCUUGGACCAGAUUUCGAUGGCCUCCAUGUACUGUCCCAAGGUCAGGACGUGGUUAUAAAGAAACUCCAAGACUCUAUAAUCCACCAAGGCACGUAUAUCCACUCCUAUCCCCUGGAUUGGAGGACAAAGAAACCCGUCAUCAUCAGGGCGAGUCAUCAAUGGUUCAUUGAUACGUCGGUGUUGAAGGAACGCGCUUUGGCAGCCCUGGACAAGGUGGCGAUUCUGCCACCCUCGACUGCGGAGCAGUCCCGACAAGGUUUCAGAGCGCAGUUAGAGAAGCGGCCAUAUUGGUGCAUAUCCAGGCAGAGGGCCUGGGGAGUGCCCAUACCCGUGCUGUACAGGGGCAGCGACGUCAUAGUCGAUGAAACUAUCAUAGAACAGCUAUGUGCACUUAUAAGAAAAAAUGACGCGGACGUUUGGUGGACUUGCGAUGUGAAAGAAUUGCUAACAAACGACGUUGUUAAGAAAUAUAAUUUGGACACUCAUGACGUGGCUAAAGGGAAGGAUAUAAUGGAUAUCUGGCUGGACUCAGGACUCUCAUGGCAGACCCUUGGAAACAGGAAGGCUAAUCUGUAUUCGGAGGGCGUGGAUCAGUUGACGGGCUGGUUCCAAGCUUCACUCCUGACGUCGCUCGCGUUAACGGGAGAUGCGCCUUAUGAGUCGAUCUUCGUACACGGCUUCGUGGUUGAUGAGAAAAAACGCAAAAUGUCAAAAUCGAUUGGUAACGUCAUAGAUCCGAAGUCAAUUAUUCAGGGUGAUAAGAAACAAUCAGCUUACGGUGUUGAUACGUUGAGAUGGUGGGUGGCCAGCCACGCGACCCAACAUUCCCAAAUCGUAAUAAGCAAGAAACUUCUAGAAGAGUGCCAGAACGAAGUCAUCAGAGUUCGUAGCAUAUAUAGGUACCUUUUAGGAGUCACCGGUGACAUGGAAAAAGCAGAUUUCAAUAAUAAACCGAACUUAAACUACUUCGAUCAAUACAUGAUCAAAGAAUGCAACGAUUUUUUAAACCAAAUAAAUAAUCAUUAUAAUAAUUUUAGGUACAAUCAUGUAGCGCAAACUAUAUUGAAUUUUAUAAGCAAUAAAGUAUCAGGAUUGUACUGUCACUGUAUAAAAGACAGACUGUAUUGCUCUCCAAAGGGUUCUAACGAGCGACUAUCAGCUCAAUACGUAAUUCAUACGAUAUUGGUCUCUCUGUCGAAGGCUUUAGCACCCAUUUUACCUCAUUUAGUCGAGGAGGCAUGGCAGUACCAUCCCUUGUAUGAUGAACCGUUUUAUUUCACCAAAGAAUUCUCAGUUUCAACGUCAACUGACAUUGAUAGUUCAUUAAUGGACGCCAUUUUGGAUAUUAAAAAGGACGUAAAUGGCAUGUUGAAAAAUGAAAAUUUAAAGAAAUACGAACUGCAUUUAAACGUCAAUUCGGAAUUGUAUGAGAAAUUGAAUGAAUUGAACGUGACCGAUGGUGUAAAUGAUAGUGUGCUCUGUGAAAUUUUGGAACUGUCAGCUGUCAAUUUGUUUAGAAAUGGCGGGAAAAAAUGGCAGAUCGAAUUGGUACAGAGUAAAAAGCAACAGUGCUUGCGAUGCAGAAAGUAUAAUGCCAUGGACGAUAGCGAUAAGUGUUUGAGGUGUGAAAAGGCAGUGGCCUUGUUAUAAAAUGUUUUUAUUUGUAUGUUAGCUUUAGAUGUAUAUGUGUAUAAAGUUAGGACUAUUCAAAUAUAAAUGCGAAAGUUUAUCUGUCUGUUACGCUUUCACGUAUAAACCACUUUGACCGACUUUGAAGAAAUUGCACCCUUUUUUAACGCGUUUCCCCCACGGGAACAGUGUGCGAGUGCGCCUCGAACAUCAGAGUACCUACUAAAAAAUCAGCACACUUUCCGUCUUAACGAGGAGCGCCAUGGGUUCGCUUGCGCAUGCUACCGUGACGCUCUGACGUAGAAAUUGCACCCUCCCCCAACACGCAAAAAUGAAGAAAUUGAUGCCAAUAUGUCUGCUCAAGAAAUGAUGUUAAAAAAAUGUUCUU